UCUAAGGUUUUCUGGUGGGCCCCUGGUAUCCCAGUCCGACACUGUAUAUAUGACCCCCUCCCUGCCUUCUACCGGGAUAGUUCACUAUUCCAGAAAGUGCCCCUGGGGUGAUGACGCGGUGACGUGAUGCGCUGGGGCAGAGGACGUGCUUAGCAGUGAGGCAGAAAGAUUGUGGCCAGGCCCAGAGCAGGACCCCCUACUCUCCCCCUACUUUGCCACCCACAUGCACAGUGCUCUGUAAUAAAAAAAUAAAAUAAUUUCAUCGCAAAUUGUUAUAGAAUGAACAGUUUAAUAAGGAACCUCAAAAAGUAUAGCUUGUCUAUUAUAUAAGUGCCAUCACAAAUCAAAGAUGACCUAAACAAUUCAUAACUAAAGUGAUUGCUUUUAUUAAUUCUGUUAAGCUAUAUGGCUUUUUUAGACUGCAGCUUAAUGCCUUGCUCCAAGGGGAAAAAUAAAUAUAUAGUGUUCAUUUUGUGAAAAAUACUGUUGUUGCUCAAGGAUUUUAACAGACACUGGUAAGGUUAUUCUGUAGUUAUAUUAUUCAAUUGUAUGCUUUUCCCACAGUUAGGGUUGCCACCUUUUCUUGAAAAAAAUACUGGCCUUCCAAUAUUUUUAUGCAUUUCCCCCUAUUAAUAAUAUUGGGAUCAAGCUUCAUUUUUACCGGCCAGGUGGCGACCCUACCCACAGUCUGACCCCCCAAUAGCCCCCUGUUUAAAAAGUUUGAGGACCCCUGGUCUACACCUUCUAAUAAAAUUAAAUUACUGAAUCGGCCUGCAAGUGGCAGCUUUUCUAUGGUUCAUGCUUUGGCCACUUUAGCCCAGUCACAGUCUGCAGCCUGAUUAAUGAACAGAGGUGAUGUUUUGUUGGGAAGCACCUCCAGCCCUUACAAAGAUGAGUGAAUGGGCACUACAUGUAAAAUAAAUAAAAACAUAUAUCUUUAUUUAUAUCAGGUGUUUUGUGCUAGGGUUUGUGAAAGGAUAGGCAUUUUCUCAACAGGAUGAUGCAAACUUCUGUAACUUAUGAAAGAACAUGCCCCGCCUAAUUAAAACGAAAAUCUAUGAGUUAUCCAGUAGGUGACAGUAUAGUUCCUGCAGUGUUGCCAUUGGGAAUCUCUUAGCCUUUACCUGUCGAUACAGUUUAUUUACCUGGAAGACUGGCUGAAACACGAACGAUUGCACAGGUUGGUGGAACCCUGACAGAGUUGUCCAUACACAGUGCAGCCCCAGACAACCAAUGUCAAGAGAAGACAAGGAAGAGCAGGAGGAUGAACUGCUAGCACUCACUAGUAUAUACUCAGAAGAUGAAUUCAAGAGAUCGGAGACUGCGCCAGGAGGGGAAAUUUGUGUUUGUCUGGAUCUUCCUCCAAACUUUAACGUGGCUAUAAAAAGUGACUGUGCAUCUAAUGAAUACACGGAAAGCUUUGAGGGUAUUGUUUCUUUCCUACCUCCUAUCAUACUGAACUUUGAGCUGCCUCCAGGAUACCCAUCCACUAAACCUCCAGCCUUCAAGCUUAGCUGCAAGUGGCUUUCUCCAAGUCAGCUUGCCCAGCUGUGUCAGCGAUUGGAUGACCUAUGGGAGGAAUAUGCAGGAGGUGUUGUUUUAUUUGCUUGGAUGCAGUUUCUCAAAGAGGAGACUCUGGAGUACUUGAAGAUCAACUCACCAUAUGAAAUACAAGUUUGUGGGUUUGGAUCUCAGAGUAUAAAGAAUAACCUGGGGGAAUGUGAUACCUGUAGUGCCACAGGCCCAGCACAAGCAGAGAUUUGGGACAAUCGGGCUAUCCAGGACAUGGAAUCUGUCUCUGCAAUUAUCAAGUGCAUCUUGGACUUUAAUGAGACUCAGCAGAAGAAGUGCUUUGAUAGCAAACCAUAUAUGUGCAACAUUUGCUUCUCAGAAAAGCUGGGCAGCGAGUGCACUCACUUUAAGGAUUGUCAGCAUGUCUACUGCAACGAAUGCCUUAAGGAUUAUUAUACAGUUCAGAUACAGGAUGGGCAGGUCCAGGCACUUAACUGUCCUGAACAAAAGUGUCCUUCUGUUGCUACACCUGCACAGGUGAAGGUGCUUGUUGGGGAGGAAUUGUUCAGCCGCUAUGACCGUCUUCUAUUGCAGUCCAGUCUGGAUCUGAUGGCAGAUGUGGUGUACUGUCCACGUCAAGGCUGUGAAACUCCAGUCAUGCUGGAGCCUGGGGGCACAAUGGGAAUUUGUUCCAACUGCAGUUACGCUUUUUGUACCCUUUGCAAAAUGGCCUACCAUGGAGUUGCAAAUUGUUAUAUAAAAGAAAAGAUUAUCUCAGCGUCUGAUGAAGACCAGGAGGCAGGUGAAGCUGAGUGGACCCCAGAAGAUUUUAGCUACGUGCGUGAUGAAUUCCUGGCAGCAGAUAAGGCUGGAAAGAAGUUACUGGUGGAGGAAUAUGGCAUGGAAUUCAUAAAAAAAGCAGUGGACAAGGAAUCUACUGAAUGGCUGAAGAUGAAUUGCAAGAGUUGUCCAUACUGCAGUGCCAAAGUCCAGAAAAAUGGAGGCUGCAACAUGAUGUUAUGUAUAAAAUGUCGCACAAGUUUCUGUUGGCUGUGCUUGACUGUACUGACCAAGACAAACUGCUACAGUCAUUUCAAUGAAUCUUUGUCUUGCGACCAGUAUGCUUUGUGAAGAUAGGCAGUAACCCAAAACAUGAACACUAACCAUCAGCACAGUAAUGCCGCUGUUAUUACAUUCACUAAAAAUAGUUCAGCAGAUGUUAAUGUAAUUGACAUCUGAAAAAUUGUAAUAAUGUAUAUUGGAAAGUUGCUUUCAUUCUUUAGACAAAUUUUUGUUUUGGGGUUGACUUGCCCUUUAAAUGUGGUAAAAAAAUUUGAGGUGACCUCGGAAAACCUUAUUUUUUGGGGAAAUACAUAUGUAGAACAAUCUGAAAUUGGUAAAUAUGUCUUUCUACACCAAACUACAAAACUGCAAAGCUUUCCUAAAUGUAACGGUUUUUAUAAAGUUUCUGGAAUUUGCCACAAAGCUUGCACUCUACAGCAUAUUAUCUCCUGCAUGUCAUUAAGUACCAAGAUAAAAGGCUCAGCAACUUUACGUAAUAUAAAACCAGAUACAUCAAUUUUUGUAUACCCAACCCACAUCAACCUCUUUGGUAUUCAUCCAUGUAUUUUAUAUGUAAAUAUGGAUUAGACUCAUUUAGCAAUAGUCAUUUAUUAUGGAGAGGAAAUUCCAAAGUAGACGCAAAAAGUUUUACAUUUUCUGCUAACCUUGUCAGCUAACAUAGGCAACUGCAUAAUAGCACUCUUUCCUUAUAUUGUACCGUACAGAGUUAAUCAGCAGCCACAAUCUUGUAAGGUAAAUAAUUUAUUAUUAUUUUCAAGAAUUAUCCAAAAAUAGUAAUUUUACUUAACAUUAAAGUGGAAAAAUAUAUUUAAAAGCCAAGUUUCACUGUUUAACUUUCUUUACAAUUUUUCAAAACACUUUCAAAUUAACUAUCCAAUUUGUAAAAAACAGAGUAAACAGAAUGGCAAUCCUUGUAAACUGCUAGAAUAUGGAAACAAUCCGUAUACAUGUGGGAAUAGCAGCACCCUUGGGUCUACCUGUUACUGUGGAGAUCUUCUGGCCGGGGGCUGCAGGGAAGUGAACUUUCGAAGUAACAAAGCUUCAAAUUUCGACCAAAAUUCGAUUUGAAAAAACUUUGAAAAUUCGACCACUGAAAAAUGGAAAAUCGAAGUACUGUCUCUUUAAAAAACUUUGACUUCGACAUUUCGCCACCUUAAACCUGUCGAAU
Xenopus laevis (African clawed frog) is the source of this 3763-nucleotide messenger RNA. It is a transcript of the gene rnf14.L, whose product is annotated as ring finger protein 14 gene 1 L homeolog. Gene Ontology annotation, molecular function: ubiquitin-protein transferase activity; zinc ion binding; ubiquitin protein ligase activity. Gene Ontology annotation, cellular component: cytoplasm; nucleus. The transcript has 9 exons. Gene Ontology annotation, biological process: regulation of canonical Wnt signaling pathway; protein ubiquitination. Bases 1234 to 2643 code for a protein of 469 amino acids. Lineage: Eukaryota; Metazoa; Chordata; Amphibia; Anura; Pipidae. The record is from RefSeq and is a predicted model, not a curated record.